AGGUCAUUGCUUUGUAGGCCUUUGCCUGCUGAUAUAGGAAGGUGUACCUGUGUUAUUGUGAAGGAAACAUCCCCAGAUGGGUUCAAUGGAGGCACUCUCUACUCACUCUACACCUAUCCGACCUGAUCGUAUUCUGCCAAUUGCUGAAAGAUUUGGCAUGGAUGCCGGAGCUGUUCUUGACAAUAUCAUUUAUGCUUGUGCAUACACAUAUGAGCACCAAUACAACCUACUCCUUGGUCUGGCAGCAAAAAUGGCUGAAGAACCUUUCAGGCUUCUGAUUGUUGAUUCGGUAAUUGCAUUGUUUCGAGUGGAUUUCACAGGAAGAGGAGAACUUGUAGAACGCCAGCAAAAGUUGGCUCAGAUGCUCUCCAGAUUGACAAAAAUUGCUGAGGAAUUUAAUGUUGCUGUUUACAUGACCAACCAAGUAAUUGCUGAUCCAGGAGGUGGUGUCUUCAUAUCAGAUCCAAAGAAGCCUGCAGGAGGGCAUGUACUUGCUCAUACACAUCUGCAGUAGGAGAAGUUUGAGCAUGCUGACUCUUUCUAUUGGAUGUUGCUCUUGCGUGUUGAUCAAGAAGGACAAGAACUUUUGUGAGCAAAUAAGUGGUUCAUUAGUAGGAGAAGUUUGGGCAUGGUGACUCUUUCUAUGGGAUGUUGCUCUUG
Molecule: messenger RNA, 660 nt
Organism: Ipomoea triloba (trilobed morning glory)
Lineage: Eukaryota; Viridiplantae; Streptophyta; Magnoliopsida; Solanales; Convolvulaceae
Product: meiotic recombination protein DMC1 homolog
Exons: 8
Coding region: 77-514 (145 amino acids)
Biological process (GO): reciprocal meiotic recombination; chromosome organization involved in meiotic cell cycle; DNA repair
Cellular component (GO): condensed nuclear chromosome
Molecular function (GO): single-stranded DNA binding; double-stranded DNA binding; ATP binding
Source: RefSeq, a predicted model, not a curated record